Messenger RNA from Drosophila subobscura, 574 nucleotides. Its product is annotated as C-type lectin 37Db-like. The transcript has 2 exons. Lineage: Eukaryota; Metazoa; Arthropoda; Insecta; Diptera; Drosophilidae. The record is from RefSeq and is a predicted model, not a curated record. The coding region runs from base 6 to 542 and encodes 178 amino acids. Gene Ontology annotation, molecular function: signaling receptor activity.
GCAUCAUGACCAUCGCAGUACUCUUAACCGGUGCCCUUUUGUCUUUUGUACUCGUAGUACUUAUAAGGGCAGAGAGCUGCUCCACUGGUUUUUCGCGUGUGGGCAAUAAAUGCUAUUACGUGUCCUUAGAAGCGGCCAAUUGGCAUGUCGCGGAUCGCAAAUGCCGAAAACUGGGAGCCGAUCUCAUGGUAUUCGAAGAUGCACAGGAUCAGGAGCUCACAAUCGCACACCUCAAGAGCCACGGGCUGACCUUUACCGACGUCUGGCAUCAGUCUGUGUGGGUUGGCAUCAACUGUCUGGGGGCCAGACGCAACUUCACCCUAUCCAAAACUGGCGAUCCUGUUCCCUUCUUGAAUUGGGUGCCCAGAGAACCGGACAACGCUACGCCCGAGGAGGAUUGCGUGGCGUUUGCUAACUACAGAAGGGCCUUUGGCUACCAUGACAUUGAGUGCAAUUACGAAUUUUCAUAUGUCUGCGAGACUCCUGUAUCCAAUAACUAUCUUUGCGCCAAGCAAGAGCUUUUCACUGCUGCCACCCUCUAGUGCAUCGAUAUGUUUGAUACUUAUUAAAUAAU